Tetrahymena thermophila SB210 is the source of this 1440-nucleotide messenger RNA. Its product is annotated as equilibrative nucleoside transporter family protein. The record is from RefSeq and is a predicted model, not a curated record. The transcript is spliced from 2 exons. NCBI's taxonomy places the organism in Eukaryota, Ciliophora, Oligohymenophorea, Hymenostomatida, Tetrahymenidae. Gene Ontology annotation, molecular function: nucleoside transmembrane transporter activity. Gene Ontology annotation, cellular component: plasma membrane. Gene Ontology annotation, biological process: nucleoside transmembrane transport.
AUGUCUAACGCUUUAGUCACUGAAGAAGUCUAAAAUAAAAGCCCUAAGCAAGUUUACUAAGAGUCCAACGAUUUGAUGCCUCAAGGUGAACAAGCAAUUACCAAGUAAGUAUCAAAUGAUUAAUUGUACCUCGAAUAUGAAAAAGAACUCGCAUAACCUUUACCUCCUCUCAAAUUAUGGUAUAAAGUUGCUUUUGUUUUUCUCGGUAUUGCCUCUCUUGCUGGUUGGAAUGCUAUCUUAACAGCUUUUGAUUUCUUUGGUCAAAAGUAUCCCAAAGGCUAAUUCUUGGAUGUAACUUUCUAUUUCCCCAUUCCAAUUAUGAUUACAAACUUUUUGGCUGGUUUAGCUUGCCCUGCCUUAGCUCGUCGUUUUAACUACAAUCAAAGAAUUGCUUACUGCUUAAUGGGUGUCUGUUGUACUAUGAUCAUAGUUACCAUCAUAGCUAUCUUCUACAACACUACUGCAGGUUAUUGGAUCUCAUUUUGCAUUCUUUUCAUUUAAGGAUUUAUCGAUAGUGUUAAUACUAACUCUUUGAUUGCUUUAGCUGGAAGUGUUCAUCCCUCCAUCAAUAAUAUCUACUGGACAAGUACUGCUCUUUCUGGUUUGACUAUGAAUGUUAUCAGAUUAAUUGCUCUUGCCAUUUUAGGAGAUAGUGAACAAUCUACUAACAUUUGCACAGCCCUUUACUUCUGUUUUGCUGCUGUAAUUUACAUCUUCUCAAGUAUGAUGCAAAUUAUUUUCACUAAGUGUGAUUACUUCAAGCUCGUUGAAAGAAGAUCUUUCCUUAAAAACUAAAUUGAAAACAAAAUAACAACACAAACUGAAAUGUAAAAUGUUAGAAGCACUGGAAAUGUUUAAACUGAUGUAAAUCUUGAUUAACAUGAAAAAUAAACUUCCUCUCUUAAGAAAAAUGCAUUCUUCUAAUAUUUAGCUUACUUAUCUUAAGUCUUCAAAUACUCAGGAUGUAUUCCUCUUUACUUAGUUCUUAUCUAUAUCCAAACUUUCAUGAUGUUCCCAGGUGUUUCUAUCUUCCAAAAGACUACAUACGAAAUUAUUAAAUUCCCUUGGGCUGGUGUUUUUAUGAUUUUACUCUUUAAUCUCGGUGAUCUAGUAGGAAAAUACAUUGGAGGCAUAAAGAUGCUUUAAAAAUUAUACUUAACUUACUCUAUUGUUAUUAGUAGAUUUAUUUUCUACGUUUUCUUCUUACUUAUUUCUAGACAUAAAGGUAGCGAAGAUUUAUAAAAUGAUGUCUUUUCAUGGUUCUGUAUUUUCUUAUUUGCAGUAACUAAUGGUUAGUGCACAACUGCUCUCAUGAAUCUUGGACCUAAAAAUGUUAAGGACCCUAAAAUAGUUGACCUUAUCAACUUUAUUGGUGGAUUCGCUAUUACUUUUGGUAUUUCUAUUGGUACAUUUUUAGCUCUUCCUCUUGUAUAAGAGUGA